This is a messenger RNA of Psylliodes chrysocephalus, 1430 nucleotides long. NCBI's taxonomy places the organism in Eukaryota, Metazoa, Arthropoda, Insecta, Coleoptera, Chrysomelidae. The record is from the annotation of a GenBank genome assembly.
GUGAAAUUGGCUUAACUCGAUUAUGACAUUUUGAUUUAUGUUGGUACGAAUGAUUUUUGACAACCUGAUGGCCGCUUGUCACGUCACUGUUUUUUCUUUCAGAAAUUCAGAAUCUACACGUCAACGUCAUCUUAGUUUCGUUUAUUGUUGGGUGUAAUGUUUAAUAAAAUAAUAAUAUUUUAGUAAAUUUGUGCCAUUUAAACGAAAUUACAAUGGUACUAAUUGCAGCAGCAGUCUGCACGAAAGCAGGCAAAACAAUUGUAUCUAGACAGUUUGUUGAAAUGACCAAAGCACGUAUUGAAGGUCUACUAGCUGCUUUCCCAAAGUUAAUUCCAACUGGGACACAACACACUUUUGUUGAAACAGAUUCAGUGCGUUACGUGUAUCAACCUUUAGAAAGACUAUACAUGUUGCUCAUCACAACUAGAGCUAGUAAUAUAUUAGAAGAUCUGGAGACCCUACGUCUAUUUGCAAGAGUUAUUCCAGAAUAUUGUAGGUCUUUAGAUGAAAAUGAAAUAGCUGAAAAUGCCUUUUCUCUUAUAUUUGCUUUUGAUGAAAUUGUAGCUCUAGGUUAUAGGGAAAGUGUCAAUCUGUCUCAAAUCCGCACUUUUGUCGAAAUGGAUUCACAUGAAGAAAAAGUUUAUCAAGCUGUUAGACAGAAUCACGAAAAAACCAAAGAAUCGUCGGAGUGCUUAAAGCACUUGACGCAACAGGCUGUGGUACUCCAGAAGAAGAUGAACGAAAUAUAUACCGGCAAAAAUGGCGCCUCACUUCCGCCCAUCCAAAUUCAACCGCCUUCCAUGGGAUCUGUAUUAGACAUGCUGAAUGUCAUUAAUGGCAUACUGUUUGUCCAAAUUAGUCAAGAAGAUAUUGAAAAUUUUAAGGCUGAAAUUGAGAAAAGACAAAACGAGGAGAUCGAAGAGCAGGAAUUGCAGGCGAUCCAACAGGAAAUAGCUAAUUAAUGAUUUUUGUUAGUUUUGCGAAUACGUAGUCAGAAUAGAAAUAUUUUUUAGUUCAAAUUUGGCGACAUGCACACUUACACCUAGUCAUACUAACCGUUAACCAUUCUAUUUUAUAAAUAAUAAAAAAAAAACAUUUUAUUUUGUUAGUAAAUUUUUACUGAAUAGAAUAAGCCAGGCAAAUGGCACCAUAACUGCAGUUUGAGUUACUCAAGCAACAUUUUUAAAAUAAAUAGUUACAAUAAUUAAAAUAAAACCCUAUUUGUUACCUAGAUUUGUAGUAGUAGUCAUAUUAGUUUUAAAAGUAAAAAUAUUUCAUAUUUGGAAAUUACAUUAAUGUAAUUUCUGUGCAGAUUGCUGUCAAAGGUCUAGGAACGCUUAAGAAGUCCCUUAAAGUCUGAUUUAUUGUGAAUAUAUCAUUAUUAGUAGGUGUUAAUAAUAAACUCAUAAAUAAAUGUUCUUUUUUUUUAA